Molecule: messenger RNA, 11136 nt
Organism: Xyrauchen texanus (razorback sucker)
Lineage: Eukaryota; Metazoa; Chordata; Actinopteri; Cypriniformes; Catostomidae
Product: INO80 complex subunit D-like
Exons: 10
Coding region: 225-3140 (971 amino acids)
Cellular component (GO): nucleus
Source: RefSeq, a predicted model, not a curated record
GAUCUGCUCAAUGAGAGCAAAAGAUAACGUAAUAUUAAAAACACAUUAGUGAUCGAUUGAACGGUUCACGACAUCAGCAGGGAAUAGAAUUCCGUAGCUUAAGCAAUUCCGAUGAACAUUCUGUGCAGUUGAAGAUCUGGGACCUGUUUACAGUUUGUCCGGAGUGAAACCCCGUAGAGGUUGAACCCAAUGCAGCUGAUGUUCUCAGGGACCAGAAUCACGUGAUGUAUGAAGGUAAACACAUCCAUUUCUCAGAGGUGGAUAAUAAGCCGCUGUGCUCCUACAGCCCAAAGCUCUGCAAGCAGCGCAGAUUGAAUGGAUACGCUUUCUGCAUUCGCCAUGUUCUGGAGGACAAAACUGCUCCAUUUAAACGGUGUGAAUAUGUGGCCAAGUACAACAGUCAGCGAUGCACCAACCCUAUCCCCAAAGCAGAAGAGAGAAGAUACUGUAACAGCCACCUUCAGGUGCUGGGCUUCAUACCUAAGAAAGAGCGCAAGAAGAAGCAGGACGCUCUCGAUGAGGUGCGUGCCCGUGCUCACGUAGAGUCCGUUGCUCUGAACAUCACCGUUCCCUCUCUGACUCUUAGAGCCUCUAACGGGCUAGACGAACUCCCCCCGUCUCCGCCCUGCUCUCGUCUCACCCCCCUGCCCAUUUGCAUCUCUGACCACCUCGACCCCUUUGCCUUCUAUGAGGAGGACACUGAUGGAGAGGAGAGCGUGUCGCAGAAGAGCUCCAGUACGAGUAAGCCACCCGGCAGGCCAGUGAUCGGUCUGAGGGUGACUGCCCGGGACCCUGAGCACCUUCAGGCGGACAUCGAGCACUUCAGUGCCGUCACAGAACCCUGCACACUUCCAACCUCCCCACACCUGCCACAACCACCUCCACCGCCACCUUUACCUCCACCUCAACCCACAUCGAGGCUUUUCAAGCCCCUCCAACAUGCGGAUGGCCCCCUCUAUGCCCAGCAUGGUGCAGUACAGACUCUGCUAUGCAAUCCAGCUCCUCCUCAGAGCAGCCCUUCAGUGCUAUCUGGGCUGCUCUCGUCAGCGGGGGCUCAGAACCAGGCACUCAUCCAGAGACCUCUUUCUGCUGCCUCUCCUUGUCCGCUUGAUGCCAAGGACUGCCCUCAGCGCUGCUCUGUGGCCAUGCGGCCCGCUGCCUUUACAGCACCCCCCGUCUGCCUGCUCAGACUUCAGCACCUUGUGCAGCUCUACACUCAAAGACAGAGAGAGCAUGGAGACCUGUUUCCACAUCUUGGGCUAGACUGGUCUGAGGACAGUACAGAUGAUGAAGAUACAGAGGACAUUGUACCUUUAUUGCCUCAGGCCUGGAGAAUACAGGAAGGAAGUCCUCUUUACUGCUACUCAGAUGAAAAACAGUUGUCCAGACGGGCACGCCUGGCACAGCUGUGUACAUACCUGCAGGAGAGGUAUAGACACCUAUGCAGACAGGACAGGGCAGCCACCCGCCACAGCAGAUACCGAUACGCCUUCCGAAAAGCUUUGCUCCAUGCUGCAAGCAAAGACCCCGACUGUACUGCACAGCUCAUUCAGAAGCUCAGCAAGAGCUCACAGACCUCAGCCUGUUCAAGAUCUGCAGUACCACAAAAAUAUGAAAGGACAAUGUGUACAGGAACAACCAAGGAUCAAAGCUGCAGCAACAUAGCUUUGCCAUUUUCACGCCACUGUUUUCAACAUAUCCUACUGAAUCGCUCUCAGCAGCUGUUCUCCAGUUGUACGGCACGCUUCGCUGAUGGACAGCAGUGCUCUGUUCCUGUGUUUGACAUCACUCACCAGACACCACUCUGUGACGAACAUGCAAAGAAAAUGGAUAAUUUCCUGCGAGGAGACGGUAACAGACGCAGUCAGCAGCAGCAACAGCGUCGCCCUCGUAAGAAGACCAAACCGCCCGCACUGACCAAGAAACACAAGAAGAAGAAGAGGAGAAGAGGCCCGCACAGACCGCAGAAGCCCAUUCCUCCUGCUGUUCCACAGGGCAACCUGCCAAUGUCCUCCUCCCUUACACUGCCCGCUCACCAUGCCCACAUCAGGAGUCUGUCUACUCCAGAGCUCAGUGCAAAUGAGCUUCCUGAUGACAUCACAAAUGAAAUGCCUGACAUUCCUAAUGAUCUUGAGCUGAAUCAGGAAGAUUUCUCUGACGUGCUGCCCAGACUACCUGAUGAUCUUCAAGAUUUUGACCUCUUUGAGGGCAAGAACGGAGAGUUGCUCCCCACCACUGAGGAGGCAGAAGAACUGGUCAGAGCACUGCAGGCGAUGGGCUCAUAUCCAGACUCCCUGGUGUGUUUGUCCUCAAUAGGUGAACUGACCCCUGCGGACGGAGUCGACCACCGCACCAUGGCCGUAUUUUCUGGAUCGGAGGUCACGGCGACAGGCAUCGGAGACCUUCUUAAUGGCCGCAUGGCUUCUGAGACCUUUCCCAGUUUAGAACUGGAGGGUAACCUUCUCCACGCCCCACCAGACCAUAAUUUUUCCACCUCCCCUUCCUCUCAGCCCGCUCAGAGCAACACGACAGGGCCUACUUGUCCCACUAGUGGAUUAACAGAACAAACAUUUUCACGGGCUCCCAAGUCUGACUCCUCCACACCAGUUAGUCAUUACAGCAGUGAGCACUUGCCAUCGCCCUACAGGGAUCACAUAUCUCCCCGACAUGGUGCCUCUUAUCAAACUGACCCACCUCUUUUGCUGGAGAUGCCUUGGAGAGGUGCUCCAGGGCCUCCACGCACCUCUUGGAAUAACCUCCCCCUGUCGCUCACAGACCCGCCACAGUUCGGGAACCUCCUCAGUGCUGAAAGUCACCUCCUCUCCACCUCUCUCUCCACCCCACUGUCCAACUCGCACUCCACGAUCCUGCAGCCGACCUCUGCUCUCUCUGCUCUUCCCCAGCCAGGCCUGACCGGCCUCACGUCACCUUCAUCCUCGCCCUCUUGUCGUGACCUCCUCACCUCCACCCAAACUAAACUACAGCUCCCGCAGUUUAGCGCGGCCUUCGGCCACCAACUGGCUUCCCACAGCGGGAUCCCCAAAGACCUGCAGCCCAGCCAUAGCUCAACAGCGCCACCUACAGGCUUUACCGUCACUAGUGCCACUGCUGCCACGCCCCCCUUCCCUCAGAGCAACUGAGUCAAGAUCAAGAGACCCAGCAAAUGAAAGACCAUCCCACAUCAUGCAUCAUUUAUGUUCCAUCACAAACAGCCUUUUGACUAGACUAGUAGCAGAGUCCUUCUGGACAUGGUUAUCCAGAUUCUCUGCAGCUACCUUCACACUGCAGCUAAAUAGUCUACGCUCACACUAGGGGUGUAACGAUUCUCUGAAGAAAAAAGAAAAACACGAACCAAACAGUUCGCCACCCAUAGUUUGGUAAGCAUGUGCAACGCAGUUCAUCUCAAGUCAAACAACUCAUCUAGAGCAUAUGGUUUGGUAUGGUAAGAAAACACAGCGUAAAAUAUAGUGGAUUAUUUUCAAAAUUCGCUAAUGCACCUGUUUGGCUCUGUAGAUGGAUACGCUCUGCCUGUGUCUCAUAUGGGUCAACUUUUUGACGCUAUAACUAAGCAACAUAUUAGCGUAUUGACACGAAACUUACUACAUGUCAUCACAAGUAUGACCUGAGGUUACCUGCAGUCACUGUUUGCAGAUAUUGCUCAAAACAAGUGGCGUAAACUCAUGGUUAUACAUUGAAUAUCAUAUCCAUUUACGGCAUCACUCUGCUAUAAAUAGCACAUGCAGUAACACUCGCAGAGAAAUGCAGGUGAGCCCGAAACAGUACACACUCCCUUUUGUUUUAAGCAGGCACUAAGUGCCAUUUCAAACUGAUAUAAAACAAUAACUAAAACACUUAAGGUGUUCAUUCUCUAAGAUAUGUUGCUCUACUACAUUCAUGAAGAUUCUGAAUUUCAGCAAAUGAUUAAAGGGGUCAUGAAUUAGAAAAUCAAACUUACCAUGAUAUCUUGACAUGAGUUCAUAGCACUAUAAAAACAUACUGUAAAUUUCAGAACCGAAAAACGUCUUCGCUAGUCCAAAAAAAGGCUUUAUUGAAACCAAGGUGCCAAAAUGGCUUGUUCUCAACUUCCUCCACUCUAAUACGUCAUAGUGAGGUUUUACAUCAGCAUAAACAGAUCAAAGCCUACUUUAUUUUCGAUAUUGCUUAGGCCCACCCACCGGUCUUGCGGUUAGAGUAGAGCAGUGAGAUUAUUUUUGGAGCAACAGGAGGUGUCACGAUGGCCAUGAAGAUGUCAAGACUUUGCAGUGCCAGGUUGUGCAAAACUAGAUUUCUUGCAUUUGUUAUGCAAGGAUCCAAACAUUAAGAAAGAGUGGCAGACGUUUAUAUUUAACGAAGUCCCGGAUUGUGUCGGUAAGAACGUGUUUGUUUGCUCGCUUCAUUUUACCAAUGAUUCUUUCACAAACAAGACACAGUUUGAAGCAGGCUUUUCAGAGAGACUUAAUUAAAAGAUGAUGCAGUGCCAACUAUAUUGGACCUGACAGUGAUGUUGCAACAAACAAGUGUGAGUAUCCACGUUAAUUGUUUUGCAUCAUAUGUUACAGACUGUUGGAUAUGUACUGAAUAUUUGAUUUGAUCCUAGUGAUUUUAGAUGCUCGUUUAUUAGUUUUAAUGCACAGGGAUCUCUAAGCAGCAUAUAUUUUUUGUUCUGUUGGCAUGAUGGCACAAUUGCGACAGAUGCACCUAUAGAGUAUUGAUAUCAAUAUAUUUAGACAAUUGCUUUGCUUUUUAAUGAAAUCAUGACUCAUUGUAAUGAACAUCAUGUGAGUUUGUCACUACACUGAAUAUAUGACCAACAACAUUGCGACAAACCCCGGUGAAUGUAUCCUGUAUAUGUUUACAUGUUGCACAGUAAGUGUAUCCUUUCAAAGUUAGCACCAUGUAUUUACUCUUUAUUUGGUACUGUCAUGCGUUACAAAGCAUUUGUAAAACACGGAAAUGUUUCACCAUUGGAAAAUGGCCCAACUAUAUAACAAGAUGCACACCGUAGUGUCUUGGUUUAAACAAAAAUAAAAGUAAUACCUAUUACACAAAUAGACAAGUCAAUUACAGUGAUUACAUAUAGCAUCCAUGGUGUCUGUGAAGGGGGUUACUUUUCUUCAAAUUCGGGAUCAGACUCUGGCUCAAACAUGCUUGGAUGAAUUCUUCUGGUUAUCAUUGUGCACAACCCCUCACAUGUGUUAUGGCGGGGGCGUUUACACUUAUCCACAUGCAAAGAUGUUACCCAAUCACAGCAGUGGGUGUUUACUCUGAAGUCUCCAAAAUUGGAGCAUUUGAAUCAGAGGCACAAAAACCAUGACCAGUUGUUCCAAAAUUAUGACUACUUCUAAUGAAAAAAAUCACACAAAUAUUAUAAGUUCACCUCAAGGAUAAAAAUCCAAUUCAUGACACCUUUAAAUCACGCAAGUCACAUUGCAACAUCCCAUCUCGUAUCCAUUUUAAUAGCAAGAGUGUUCCUUCCAUAUUGAGGUUCAGCUUUUGAAUGUUGAACAUGUUGAGUUGAGUUUGUAAAUGCACUUUGUUGAUGCAUGUAGCAUAAUAUUGCAGGUAUUCAGUUAAAAUGUUAAUUUAGUAAUUAGAAAUUAACCAUGGUUUUACUAUAGUACUAUUGUAGUUACAGUGACUGAAGUAUGGUUUAUUGGCAGAAAUGCUGUAGUAUCCAUAUAGUUAACAUAAUUUACAAUAGUAAUAUUGUAGGAACCAUGAAUGUAUGAAGCAUAGUUUAAUUUGCGGUAACAAUCAUUUUAUUAAAAAUAGUUUGUUACUGUAGUAAAAUUGUAGUGCGCAAACAUUUAGUAGUUUUUGUAACCAAAUGAAGUGUUCUUAGUUUGGAUUUGGCAGUAGUAUAUAUUUUUUAUUCCUGAACAUGGCAAGUACCAAACCACACUAAAACUGUGAUACAAACCAAACUUUGAGAAUUUGAACUGUUACACCCCUAGUUCACACAGAAGCAGAAUACAGUUGUCAGCCCAGAUUUAGAGUUCUAAAUAACAUCAUGUUCAUACAGUUAACACAGAGUUCAGUUAUAAACAAGGGUGACAAUCGCAUUCUAUGGCUGAUCAGACUCGCUUACAUUUUCAGGACACAAUUUUCAUUUAUUUAUGGGAAUGACAACUGCAUUGUACAACCAAAUUCACUCUUGGAAAAAUUCAGGUAGUGACAACCAGAUUUUCAAUAAAUCAACGUAGUUUGUACAGAAAACAACUGGGGCACGUUUGUUGGAGAUGCAUUGUUAGAGAAACUAUCUAGCUAGUCAUGACUGUUUCCCGAAACACUAGUAACUGCAAAAUCAGCACGUUUGCCGUUUGAACCACAUUCAGUAAUGUGUUCAACAGUGUUGUUAAUGUUGUAAUAAAGUUACAUAGGUUGUGAAGUAAUAUUUCAUGCGGAUAUCGAAUGGAUGUCAAAGUCUUGACUCUGUAAUGAAUGUAAGGAAAGAAGAAUAGAUCAAAGUUGUGUUGAUUAAAAAUAAUUUUAAAGAAGGCGUUGAGGGCGAUUUUUGAUUUAUUGUUCUGCAUUUGUUGGAGGAGUUGACCGCAAUUCUCAAAGUUUAAAAAUACUGUCACGAAUGCUGACGAGAAAAUCUUCUGCGCAGAUACCAAUCAAAAAAUAAAUGCAGCAAGUAACCAGAAACUAUGCUUCUAACCACAUGAGGUGAGCUGUCGAUUCAGCCACACAACUUUGUGAUGCUGUUUGCGAAUGUUAGUUGCAACUUGGUUUCGGGAAACCCCUGAUCGUAACUAUGUUGGUAAUGAUGGAACUUGCGACCAUAGUUGGCUAACGAACCCUGAACCACUAGUUAAUACAGUGAUGCUGUUCUCUGGAGACUGACAGCUUGUGUGAGGUGCGGUGCUUGUAAAUCACAGUGUCUUAAGUCAUUCACAUAUUUCGAUGCCAGGCUCUGUCUCUGCACUGUAGCUGACCUCACCAGCUCUACGGACUAGUAGAGGCCAAUACUUUAUGGUCUCUAUAUAGCUAUAUAUAGCCAAGCUCUCCACAGCUUCACCCAUCAUUCACUCAUUUGUCUCUCAAACAACAGGGCUGGUCUUGAACACCUCUGAGGUCAAUUUGUUCUUGGGUCUCAAGAGAAUCCACUUUACGGCAUGUAAUCAGGACAUUUUUUAUAGCACUGAACAGUUUGAUUCUUUCAUGGGUUCUUCGAUCAGUGGACCUGACCUGGGCUGCUCACAUCAGUGGGUCAACUUGGUUAAUUAAAGCAAUAAUCUCAUCAGCAGAGCCUUCCCCCCUGGUCUUCAGGUGUGGCUCAGCAGCCUCGGCUCUCAUUCUGGGGCUACCAACAGCUGAAUCUCUUUCUUUUGAAACAGUUUAAUGUGUUUUAACUGUUUAGUUAACUGGAAAGUUGUCAACCCAGUCCUUUGUUAACUUGUAAAAACACUGACAUGGACCUCAUUCAGCCCAAAUAUAUGGGUUCAAAUGUUUGUUUUUCUUCAUGGUGCUUAACAUGUUUGGCAUGAAGUGGCCUCACUUGGUUAUUAUAAUACAAGAGCCCUCUGUGGUUUCAGAGUGCCGUAGACAUGGCAGAUUGGGUGAAGGGAGAGUUGACAUCAGCUGAAACAACCCUGUGUUUGGUGUGGGGACCUUUGGUGCAAUCUUAAAUGGAGAAUGAUUUGUGCAACCUGCUGGUUUUUUCUCCAGACUUCCAUGCACGUGUCAGGUUUCAACGCAGGUUUUUAUCCACCAUCAGUCCGCCUUACGACACAUGGGACCAAAAUUCCCUUUGGAUUUAAUUGUUGUUUAAGGUUUGACAGUCCGAUUUUAUACACUGAAAGAAUGGUUCACAUAUUUGUUAUUAAGUGUUAAAUAUAUUUAUAGAGUACAAACCUCUAGGUUGAGUUUUAUUGUUUGAAUUGAUUGGCCAAAAGCUAAAUAUGAGAUUUAACAAUAAACUAGUCAUUUGCAACACCUGGUGGAACUGAAACAUUCUGUGGCGUAAUGUUUGGUAGUUUUAAUAGCCAUCAAAAUAAUUUAUUUGGAGGAAUAAUCAUGUGUGAUCAUGUGUGACUGUCAGUGGAUGCUCAAAGACUGAUGGUAGUUUGAAAACCACAAUCAUGGCCCUUGUUUUCUGAAAUGAUCUCACUAGCUUUUGAUAUUCUUACACAAGUUGUACACAAGGCGGUCAUUGUUUUAUGAACUAUUCAAUACUGUGCAACAAUUCUCUUAAGAAUGGUUUUAUGAAAUAUUCAAUUCAUUCUUACAUAAAUUGUUAUAUUGAAUAGUUUGUAAAACAAUUCUUAUGUGAGAUGUUGCAUUGUUUUUAUUCUUUUCAGUUCAGUGCAAUGACACUUGUAAGAAUGGUUGCAUGAACUAUUCAGAGAAAAUUUGACAUAAGAAUUGUUUUUUCAAACUAUUUAAUGAAUUGCAUAAUUCGUCGUAUUGAAUGAACUAAUUAGUAAAAUCAUUCUUACACAAAUCGUUGCAUUGAAUUGAACAUUCUUAUGUAAAAUGUUGCAUUCAAUUUAAUGGGCCCUUUCACUCUGCUGGUCUCACUUAUGAAUGACACCCUCUGAAAGUGCCAUAUUGAUCAUGGGCAUGCGGGAGCCAUUCGUUUUUGCACAAAUAAAGUGAGGCAUCCUCUAUAACUUCAACUAGCUGUCCACAAAUGAAGUGAAUUUCAAAGAGUACUGUAGUGAAAAGACAUGGUUAAUGUUCUUGGUCAUGCAUUAUCACAGGUCUAAAUGACUUUUUCAGUCACUUUUGCAAAAGCCUGAUACAUGUGAACAAGUCAUCUUUGGUUACUCUCCCUGCCAAUAUUCAACAGUUGUGGCAAACAGGUGUUUCAUUAAUCUAACAAGCUGUAUUGUGUCCACAGUCCAUGUUAAAACUGUGUUACUACUGUGUGUACAAAAGCAGGUCCACUACACAGAGAAAAUCCCAGAUGGCACAUCGCUUGCACUCUGAUUUAAAAUGGCUGACUGAUUCCUGUACUCACUGAAUGUACUGUAGAAAUGUUUUUAAAAACCAAUAGGAUAAUCGAGUCACCUUUUGUUAUUGGUCUUUUAUUUGUCGAAGGUAUUUUUUGUAUGCAGAAGUUUACAUUUUUAUGUAUAUUUUUCCUGUAUAAAAAAAUAUGUAAUGUGUGUAUAAACAUUGUAUGUAAUAUCUGUAUAUAGAGUGAAAAAUUGUUUUUGGAUGUAAGAAUUAAAAUUGUGUGAAUUUGCAUGCAGUUAUUCGUUAUCAUGCAGUCCAAAAGUCUGAGAUCACAUUGGAAAUCUGGAAUUCCACUUUUCACUCAAUGCUGUGAUUUAUAUCAUUUGUAAUGAAAGAAUUUGUGUUACAUUUGAAAAAAUGCAAUAUAGAAGCACUUGUGGGUUCAGAUACAUUGUGGGAUGUGGACUUCAGCACAGGUUUAUGGUCCUAUAAUCCCAGUGCUGCCUCCGUUACAUAACCUCUUCCAGGUGCUAUCAAAGGUGCUGUAAGUCUCAGUGUCAUUAGAGAUACAGACCAAAGCAGUCUAUAAAGGACAAACAAAGAUGCCAUGUGUUCUAACAGUAUGGGGUUGAGAAACCGAUUGAAAAUUUGAAAUUUUCUUUUAAAAUUCUUCUAUCACAGCUUAAUAUGCAGUAAUAAGACAAUAAGUAAUAAGAGUUUCCAGAAAAGUGCAAACCGUUGUGCCACUUUUGUGUGUGAUCUUAUUCACUAACCAAUCACAAAGUAUUUUAAACAUGCGCAAUAAGAAAUUAAAUAGCGCUGCUUCUUUAGUAUUUAAAUCAUUGUUCCUUUCCGCACAAAUACAUAUUUCUGUGUAUGUUAGGCUCACAAAAAUGUACAUUGUGAGAAAAGCAGACAGUAAAAAUCUUUUCUUUUUUUUUGAGAUUGUGUAAAUAUUUUAUUGAUCAUAUUGGCAGUUAUUCAUCAAAUAAUGGAUAAGAGCAUUAUAACCUGGCAUAUAUCCACAUAUUGCGGUGUAGUCAAGCACACCGUUGGCAUUUUUAAGAGAUGAUUCAGAGUGGAGUUAUGCUGCUUGUACAUUCCCCGCAGAUCGUGAUGUCUGCUGCAUCCUCCGCUAAAUAGUACUCAGAAUUGGCCGUGAGAUCGGCAUUGCACCAUGCAAAUUGCAUUCAGCACAGACUUUGAGGCUGUUUUUGCACCGGAGUGCAUAAUUCCUUUAGUGAAACGGGCGCUAAACCAACUAAGGAAAUCAAUGAGUAGACACCAUGAUUAUAGCCAGUGACUGUUUAGCUCGAGACAGACCACUGGUAUUAAAAAGAAUGGGAGAGAUUUUAAUGCCCAAUAUGGCGAAUGUUGAAAAGGAAAGUCCUGCCUAACAAGAGCCAAUCAUGUUUUAGUCAGUCACCUCGAGAACACACAUGUGCAUAAGCUGAACCAGACAAGGAGAUUGUGAUUUUUAUCAUGAUUUGAGCUAAAGAAGCACAAUUUAUGGUACCACUGUUGUCAGAUUUUACUGCUGAUUUUUUAAAUGUUCUUCGAUUGUAAUCUUGUCAAACUGUUUUGGUAGCAUCCUGACCAAAAUAGAACUUAACUGAUUUUAAGUAUAGGCAACAUCCCUCUUGAUGGUCACUCACGUGAAGCGCAUGAGAGAAUUGACAAAGUUGAUUGAAUUAGAGUUCUGUGUUAGCGUGUUGCAAAGAUAUUGAAGCAAUGUUCGAUAGAGACGAAAUGCAUUUCACACACAAAUAUAGGAUGAAAGGGUCCUUGUUAUAUGGAAUAUUUUUUUAUACCUUUAUCUAAAACAAAUGAAUACCUGAGCUCAUGCAAUGCAUUCUGUUAGCCUGAUCUCAAAAUACAUGAGAUGCUGCCUACAAUACCCUUCAAGUCAGGAGUCCACCUAUGAUGCCCUAAAAAUGAUGUUUAGCAAAGCAUCUCACUAGGUUUGGGAGUCCAUAUGUCACUUAAAAAAAACACGAAUGAAAUGAAAUUUUAAAAGAAUAAAUACACCGUAACAAAUAAAAGGAAACACUCAAAAUGUUGUUAAACUGUGGUCUUUUUAAAGUGGCAAAAAGAGCAGAGGACAUUUUUUACAUUUGUUCGGUUAUUGCCCUGUGAUGGACUGUCCAGGGUGUUUCCCUGCCAUUGGCCCAAGACAAUUGAGAUAUGCUCCAGCACUACCCGUGGCCCUGCAUAGGACAAGCGCUUGAGGAU